AUGUUCUCUAAAGACGAGGCUCGUACUGCUGUUGGGAUUAUAGGAAACAUCACUGCACUCAUAUUGUUUUUGUCACCCGUGCCAACAUUUUAUCGAAUAUGGAAGAAAAAAUCAGUGGAACAGUACUCACCAGUGCCAUACCUAGCCACCUUUGUGAAUUGUGGGCUAUGGGUUCUGUACGGACUGCCAAUGGUGCACCCACAUAGCACCCUAGUGGUGACCAUAAAUGGUACAGGGUUUGUAAUUGAGGUUAUAUAUUUGUUACUCUUUCUUAUAUACUCUGAUAGAAAGAAGAGGCUGAGGUUGGUGUUAAUAGUGGCGGCGGAAUGCCUGUUCAUGGCGGUUUUGGCCCUUCUCGUCCUAACUUCGGUCCAUUCGAUAAAACUCCGGUCGACCAUUGUUGGGAGCAUAUGCAUGGUGGGUAACAUUAUGAUGUACGCUUCACCGUUAGCAGUGAUGAAACUGGUGAUCACCACAAGAAGUGUAGAGUUUAUGCCAUUUUUUCUUUCCCUUUCCUCCUUUCUCAAUGGCAUUAGUUGGACUACUUACGCCAUCAUUCGUUUUGAUCCCUUCAUCGCAGCACCUAAUGGAAUGGGUUCAUUACUUGGUUUGGCUCAGUUAAUUCUAUAUGCCACCUUCUACAAAUCAACCCGAAGAAUGAUGACUGAAAGGAAGGCCAAAUCUGAGGUGGGCUUGGUAGAAAAAGCAUAUGCAGGAAAUACAAAGAAAUCCAACACUGAAAAUCAAAAUGGCAAUGUUUUAGAAGUUUAA
Molecule: messenger RNA, 771 nt
Organism: Fraxinus pennsylvanica
Lineage: Eukaryota; Viridiplantae; Streptophyta; Magnoliopsida; Lamiales; Oleaceae
Source: the annotation of a GenBank genome assembly